GCCUCAUCCCGGAAAGGAAGGAGGGCCGAGGGGGAAACGGGAACGGGAACGCCCGCUCGGCGCGGUCCUGCCUCCAGCUCGCGGCUCGGCUCCCUGCGAUGGUGCCGGGGGACGGGACGGAGGCUGUGCGGCCGGGAAGGAUCUCCGCGGGCCGGCCUCGGUUCAGAGCGGAGAGGUCUGAUUCUUCACGCCCCGAAGGAUGCGAGUGACCGAGUGUCCGUGCUGCGGACACACCCGGGUAUCUCCUGGAGAGCCGAGGACCUGACCUGUUGGGAGGCAGUGAGCUCCACGGAGGCACACCGCAGGGAGCGUCCCGCAUUCUGCAUCUCGCUAGGUGGACUAUGGUGGCAGGAAGAUGUUGGCUCGGAAGAGUAUCAUCCCUGAGGAGUAUGUGCUGGCACGGAUCGCUGCCGAGAACCUGCGCAAGCCACGCAUCCGGGACCGGCCGCGCAAAGCCCGCUUCAUCGCCAAGAAUGGAGCAUGCAACCUGGCCCACAAGAACAUCCGCGAGCAGGGGCGAUUCCUGCAAGACAUCUUCACCACCUUGGUGGACCUGAAAUGGCGUCACACACUGGUCAUCUUCACCAUGUCCUUCCUGUGCAGCUGGCUGCUCUUCGCCAUGAUGUGGUGGCUGGUGGCUUUUGCCCACGGUGACAUGGACCCGAGCACGGAGAACACUGCAAACAACACCAAGUGGACUCCCUGCGUGACAUGUGUCAGGUCUUUCACCUCUGCUUUCCUCUUCUCCAUUGAAGUUCAGGUGACCAUUGGUUUUGGGGGCAGGAUGAUGACGGAGGAAUGUCCCUUGGCCAUCACAGUCUUGAUCCUACAGAAUAUUGUGGGUCUAAUAAUCAAUGCUGUCAUGUUGGGCUGCAUCUUCAUGAAAACCGCUCAAGCUCACAGGCGGGCAGAGACCUUGAUUUUCAGUCGACAGGCGGUCAUUGCCGUUCGAAAUGGCAAACUUUGCUUCAUGUUUCGAGUGGGAGACCUGAGGAAGAGCAUGAUCAUUAGCGCCUCCGUGAGAAUCCAGGUUGUGAGGAAGACUACAACCCCUGAGGGAGAAGUCAUACCCAUUCACCAAGUAGAUAUCCCCGUGGAUAACCCCAUUGAAAGUAACAAUAUUUUCCUGGUGGCUCCCUUAAUCAUUUGUCACGUCAUAGACAAGCGCAGUCCUCUUUACGAUAUCUCCGCUUCUGACCUGGCACUCCAGGAUCUGGAGCUUAUAGUGAUACUUGAAGGAGUCGUGGAGACAACUGGCAUCACAACGCAGGCGAGAACCUCCUACAUAGCAGAGGAGAUCCUGUGGGGUCACCGCUUUGUGCCCAUUGUCACUGAGGAGGAAGGUGUUUACGCUGUUGACUACUCCAAAUUUGGCAACACAGUCAAAGUGGCAGCACCGCGUUGCAGUGCACGAGAGCUUGACGAAAAGCCCUCAAUUCUCAUCCAGACCCUGCAGAAGAGUGAGCUGUCCCACCAGAACUCCCUGCGGAAACGCAACUCUAUGAGGAGAAACAACUCCAUUCGGAGGAGCAACUCCAUGCGGAGAACCAACCCCUCCCUCAUGGUGCCCAAAGUGCAGUUCAUCACACCUGAGGGGAGUCAGAGUGCCUCCGAAACGUGAUGCACAGCCAUGUGUGGUGCCAGGGGGAGGUUCAAAAAUAAAUUUCAUUCUACUGAAGAAAAUGAGAAUGCAGAAGAGAACUGGGCAAGGACUAUUUAUUCCAUUACUUUCUGAAAGCACUACCUAAUGGCAUUAGGAAACACGUUAGCACUUAGUGUAUGAAUUAAUAAAAGUGGCACGUACACUAAAGAAAACACAGUUCACUUAUGUAAUAUAAUGUGUAUUUAUACUUCUCCUAAUGGCAUGCUAAUUUUUUUAAUCAUAGUUUUUCUAUCAAAGGCCUCUUUCUCAUCUUUUUCCACUGUCUGUCACAAAGUGUGUUUUUAUCCUGUAGAAGUGGGUUGCUUACCCACUAGCAGAAGUUCCAAACAGCUACAUAUCAACAGCUUGCACUUAUUUUGUGUGAGAUAUUUGGAUAUCAGCUUUUUAAGGGUGAAUCCCUUGUUCUCUUGAAAGGAUCAGCAAAAUUCCUCAAUGAUUUAACAGGAGAAGAAGCAGGAUUUUCCAGUCAGUUUUUAGAUCCUUUCUUUCCGUUGCUUUAUAGCAAAGAUAUUUUGAAAGCAGUCCCAGUAGGUGAAGUGACCUGGCCAUGCCAGAAGAGAGCUUCUGCAGCUCUAAACAGCACCAGGAUUAAAAACAACAUUUCAGCAGACCCACAAAAUAGUACAGCCUCUUGCAGGGUGCUGUUCUUGUCCUGCAGUGGGAUACAGCACUGCGGGACAGUAUGUGUUUGUAAUGUAUCUGCAACCCAUGCUGAGAGAUUGAAGUGUUCCCAGCCUCCCCUUGAGCAUCUGUGGUGCUAAAGCUGAAAAAAGCACACAGCUUUUCAACAUUCUCCUUGUAUUGGUUGAAGACCAAAUCCCAUUGUUGUUUUUAUUAGUCUUGGAGAUUAACAUACUGAAGAUAAGAAAUCUUUUUCCUUCACUUACAUUACUUUUUGUAGGAUUAAGUCUGUUUGCUUUGUUUGUUCGUUUUUCCCCAGUGUGACUUCAUGAAUGGGAAUGAGAGGGGAUCAUGACAGUAAUAUUACAAGUAAUAAUAUUUUCAAAGCCAUGUGAGUAGUUUUUAGGUGAUACAGCUGAAGUACUACCUUUUAGCAACGUCACACUCGUGUCUUUAUACAAAACGACAUUGAAAGUUGGUGGUGAGCACCUUUUCUCUUCAAAUCACAGAGGGCAUUUCUUAUCUAGAACCUUUGCCAAAGUGUCACCACAAGAUUUUCUAGAAGAGUAAGGAGAGGUAAAACAACUAAUUGUGUCACAUUUGGUAAUGCUAAAUGGAUGGAUGCUUCUUUCCCCUGUGAAAACCAAGUAUAAUUAUGGACAAAUGCGUGUUCACAGAAGAUGCCUUAAUGUCUCUGGCUCAGGAAAGGUACUAUUUUUGUGCUGACUCAGUAAGACACUCAACCACUUAAAUACUCCUGUGAUUUUAAAUAUCUGCUUACUUCUUCCAGGUUACACAGUCAACAGCAAUGCUGGAUUCUCAUUCUCUUUGGAAGCUAGUUCAUCAGCACUUGUACUGUCAGCUUAUAGCUUCUUUAAGACUUGGAUGAUGGCAUGGAAGGACAUGGCUAUGUAGUGUAGACUUAUAUGCAGAACAGGUGCUAUCCAUGAAAUACACACCAACAAAAUGCUUCAUCUGAAGCACUAACAGAAACUGAAGUUUUUGCUAAAAGUGUUUAUUCCUGUCCUGCCCAUUAGUGUUCUUGGAGGAUGUCUGGUGAACAUCUGGAGAUAUUAAUCUGUCCGUUGUGUGUCCAAACAACGAACAUCUGUAGCUUCCAAGAAGAGUCAGAAUGAACAUACACAGUUUGUCUCUGGUCUACAUUUGCAGGCCUAUGAAUUUCUGUGAGGCAGCCUGCUUGCAAUACAAUUAAGUCAAAUGCUGUACAAAAGCAAAUUUUCUACAAAAUAAAAAAAU
Molecule: messenger RNA, 3541 nt
Organism: Phasianus colchicus (ring-necked pheasant)
Lineage: Eukaryota; Metazoa; Chordata; Aves; Galliformes; Phasianidae
Gene: KCNJ8
Product: potassium inwardly rectifying channel subfamily J member 8
Biological process (GO): regulation of monoatomic ion transmembrane transport; potassium ion import across plasma membrane
Cellular component (GO): plasma membrane
Molecular function (GO): ATP-activated inward rectifier potassium channel activity
Source: RefSeq, a predicted model, not a curated record